Klebsormidium nitens is the source of this 1156-nucleotide messenger RNA. NCBI's taxonomy places the organism in Eukaryota, Viridiplantae, Streptophyta, Klebsormidiophyceae, Klebsormidiales, Klebsormidiaceae. The record is from the annotation of a GenBank genome assembly.
CUGGACUCUCUGGCUGCAGAUCAGCCAAGAGCUGCAGGAGUCAAGACGCUCAUCGUUGACGAGCUGUUGCAGCGUUUUAGGACAGGCAUGGUCCUAAGUGGUGUCUGGGCAUGCGACAAAAGCGUCCUAUGUCUCCUAUCAGGGUACGUUUUUGCAAAAAGGAAUCGGAGUUCAAGCGUGCAAUAAGGGCAGCGUCUAGAAAUGAGCACGGGACUAACCAGAACCGCCGGUCCUUCCGGUUCGCGGGCCUGGAACAAUGCUUCCACGUCCCUCUCCUCUUCAGCCAAACGAAUUCAAAAGGAGCUGGCUGAGAUCAGCAAUGACCCGCCACCGAACUGCUCGGCAGGGCCCAAGGGCGACAACCUAUUUGAGUGGGUGUCGACGAUAGUGGGUCCUUCAGGUUCCCCAUAUGCGGGUGGGGUAUUCUUCCUUGACAUCAUCUUCCCCCCAGAAUACCCCUUCAAACCACCAAAGGUUUUGUUUCGCACUCGGAUCUACCACUGUAACAUUAAUGGUAGCGGCCAGAUCUGCCUAGACACCUUGAAAGACAACUGGAGCCCUGCCCUGACCGUCUCCAAAGUACUGCUUUCUAUCUGCUCACUCCUAACUGACCCGAAUCCAAGUGACCCGCUUGUUGGCAGCAUAGCCCAACAGUACCUCAAGGACCGAGCUGCUCAUGACAAGACUGCCGCUGACUGGACCCGGCGUUAUGCUGAGUAGCCACACACGCGGAUACCAUCUGAAAUUAAUGUUGUCAUAGCGGGUUGCAUAGAAAUCGAAUCUAGUGUAGGAGUCAAGGUCUUGCGCAAACAAAGCUCCAAAAGAAAGUCGGGUGCUCACCAUCUUGAUUCAAUAGUUGUAGUUUGAAGAGGCGGACGUUCUUGUGGCAGCCAGCCACCGCUCGUCAGAAGUCAUCAAAAGUCGAGUGGCAGCCCUCCUCUGGCGCUUGGUCCGGGUUGCAUAGUUCUGGAUUAACCUGGGUGGCGAGGCUAGCUUUAACUAGCUUUAGCUUGUACAUACGACGGUCAACUUUUAUUUUGAGUACUUUCUUCACUGAAUUGGAUUCUCAAUGCGCAAUUUUAGAUGCAAGAGUCUGCUUGUCAGAAUGAUGGAAAUAUAUUUUUGCGGCGCGGCCUGCAAAUCUGGAACAGCACCA